Epinephelus lanceolatus (giant grouper) is the source of this 2468-nucleotide messenger RNA. RefSeq names its product heparan sulfate glucosamine 3-O-sulfotransferase 6. Gene Ontology annotation, molecular function: [heparan sulfate]-glucosamine 3-sulfotransferase activity. The record is from RefSeq and is a predicted model, not a curated record. Lineage: Eukaryota; Metazoa; Chordata; Actinopteri; Perciformes; Serranidae.
GGGAGCGCACAGAAGGCACGGAGCGCUGCGGACGUUAAUUCGCAGCCACCUCUCCGCUGAGCCUUACUGGGACUUCGCUCAAGUUUUUUUUUUUUUUUUUUUGAACAAAUCUACAAGUUGUUUUGAUGCUUUGACGGAAGAGGGAGAGUCAGAUCAGCUGAGGAACAUGGGGAGCUGUUUGACGCGCGGGGGGCAAGUUUUACGCCACUUGCUGCUGUGGCAGGAGCGCGGUGAUUCUUCCCAAAGCGUUCUCAGUUUGAGCAACUUUUAAAGCAUGAAGUCCUUUGAUGUGGCAUGUUUCCUCCGUUGUGUCUUCACGCUCAGGGUUGCGACUCAUGGGAUGUAGUAAAUGGAGAGCUGCGUUCAACUUUGGACACCUGAGGGUGCAGUCCAAGCUGUCCGUCUUCUUUACCAUGAUCAUCCUCUUCAUGUACCUCUUCUACUGCCUCAACGGAUACUGUGACUCCUUGCCCAGGCCAGUCUAUGACCAACAGAGUAAUUUUCAAAACAAACUCAUUUUAAAUGAUGGACACGACGCGUCCCUGCAGCAGGAGCAGCAGCUCGGCGCGUAUAACGCGUCUCAGGUUGUCCGGGAUCAGCUGUCGGACUUAUCGAACAGCGAUGCUCCGUCUCAUAAUAUCUCUAUAGCCAACACUUUCGGUAGCAAAAAGUUUCCUCAGGCCAUCAUCAUCGGGGUGAAGAAAGGUGGCACGCGGGCUCUGCUAGAGUUUCUGCGCAUCCAUCCGGACGUGAGAGCAGUCGGCUCUGAGCCGCACUUCUUUGACCGCUUCUAUGACAAGGGACUGGACUGGUACAGGAACCUGAUGCCUCGUACUAUGGAGGGUCAGAUCACCAUGGAGAAGACGCCCAGUUACUUUAUCACCAAAGAAGCCCCUCGUCGCGUCUUCUCCAUGAGCCGCCACACCAAGCUCAUCGUGGUGGUGCGUGACCCGGUGACCCGGGCUGUUUCUGAUUACACUCAGACUCUUACCAAAUCUCCCGGGCUCCCGUCCUUCAAGAACCUGGCUUUCCGCAACGCCACCACAGGCCUCAUCGACACAUCGUGGAGUGCCGUGCGCAUCGGCAUCUACGCCAAGCACCUAGAGAACUGGCUGCGCUUCUUCCCACUCUCGCGCCUCCUCUUCGUCAGCGGGGAACGCCUUGUGACGGACCCGGCGGGCGAGAUGGGCCGAGUCCAGGACUUUCUGGGGCUCAAACGCGUGGUGACAGACAAGCACUUCUACUUCAACCAGACCAAAGGUUUCCCCUGCCUAAAGAAGCCUGAGGGGAGCAGCAGGCCGCGCUGCCUGGGGAAGUCGAAGGGCAGGCCCCAUCCCCAGAUCCCCUCUGAGGUCCUGCAUCGGCUCAGAGACUUCUACAGACCCUUCAAUCUCAAGUUUUACCAAAUGACUGGCCACAAUUUUGGCUGGGACUGAACGGCUACUCGCCAAAGCUCUUAAAAACUGUUAGUAGCAUUCUUGUUAAGCCAACUACCAGAACCAGACAGGGAUAUCUUGAAGACGUUGUGUGUUACCAAAGCUUUUACUGUGCAAAAUAUGCCUUUCCUUCAUUUCUUAAGCUAUGAAAACUCCCGCCUUCCUCCAGAUUUACAGCCAUGCUAGCAAAGUUUGUGAGAGCUUCGAUCCCCUGAGCCACUUUAGCAAGCAGUGCUGAGGAAAAGCUUGUGAGAAGUGCUGGUUGCUGCUGCUGCAGUGUGACGAGUGACGAGCACUUGGCACCCCGAGUGCCAGAGGUACACUGAGCUCUUAUUGCUGUCCAGAACACUUAAAAGCACAGCCUCUAUAUUGAAAAUAGCUCCACAAAGACGCUAACACUGCAAAGAGAUGUGCCUAAAGUUAAACCAAAUGGCAAAAGAGUAACAAGCCUUGACAGCCUGGCAAAGCUACGAUAAACCAGCUCUGCUUGAAAAAAGAAAACACUCAGAGAAAAGAAGCAAAGGGGUUUUGAGUUAUGCACAAUGGCACAAUCAAAAUAAAUGUAAAUGUGGGUUAUUGAGAUAUAAAGUAAUCAUUCAGACUCAUUUAAAUCCGUUUAUACAGUGUAUGCAGUUCUUUUUUUCUUCAGUUCUUUCGAUGCAAUCUCCAUUUCUGGACUGUCUUUAAUAAAAAUUAGAUGUAGCAAACGCAGGAGGAUACCUGGUACUGGUGCAAAAAGAUACCAUAAAUAUUAAACAGUCCACCAUGUGCUGUAAAUUUGCUGUUAUUUAUGUCGUCAAUACAAUGCUUGUAUAAAAUGUUCUCUGCAAACAACACCUGUAUCUGUGAAUGUUCUCUACUUCAUUUAAUCAACAUUCACCUCCACAAACGGUACUUACAUGCAACUGUAUAUUUCUAAAAGCUUAAUUUAUAAGAUGACAAACUAUUGUUGAGAUGUUUUCUCUGAGACCUUUUUUGUAUAUGAAAUUCUGCUGGAACUUCUGACUAAAACUUUUAUUCUCAAACAUGUGU